GGAAGAGACGGGCACAGGAGAGCUGGUCUGCUGGCUCUUUUCACACCUCAAACGGCCUUUUUUCUCACUCUUUUGUGCUGGAAACUAUCAGCGGGCUGUGAGUGAGAGUGAACCCGAGCUGAGGCGCCGCUGCUGUCCGCCCCGCAUGGCUCCUGAUCCGCUGGGAACUUCUCCGUAGAGCCGUGCGGGUCUGGUGCGUUUUGGAGGAGGAAGGGGGGCUGCUGGCUGGAUUAUCACACAGAUACUGCACACAAAAGCCCAGUGGACAAAAACGCUGUGCCGGAGCCCGGGCCUGGCUGCGGGUCGCGUUGGUUUUACGCAGCGCUUCUUUACCUUUUAUAUUUUAAAUGUUGGAGGAGGAUCCUGGGGACAGCAGGAGUGAACCUGGCGGCGCAGCGGCGACCGCCUCCAACUAGAGGGAAUAUGUGGCUCUCGUGGCUGACUUCUGCACUUCUGCUAGGAACUUUGUGUGCAGGACUGAGCCGCGGGGAGGCCAACACCAGGGACUGUUUGUACUACAAUGUCAACUUUGAGAUCGAGAAGACUAAUCAAAGCGGAGUGGAGCGCUGCGAGGGCGAGAAGGACAAACGCUCGCACUGCUACGCCUCCUGGAGGAACAACUCAGGCUCGAUCGAGCUGGUGAAGAAAGGCUGCUGGCUGGACGACUUCAACUGCUACGACCGGCAGGAGUGUGUGGCCACAGAAGAGAGUCCGCAAGUGUUCUUCUGCUGCUGUGAAGGAAACUUUUGCAAUGAAAGGUUCACACACCUGCCUGACAUCACCGGACCAUUGAUCAAAGCCCCACCCCCCAGCGCUGGCAUGUUAAACCUGAUGGUUUACUGCCUGCUGCCUGUCACCAUGCUGUCCGUCGCUCUGCUCACCGCCAUGUGGAUGUACAGACACAGGAAACCUCCGUAUGGACAUGUGGACAUCGCUGAGGAUCCCGGUCCUCCUCCCGCCUCCCCCUUGCUGGGUCUCAAACCUCUGCAGCUGCUGGAGGUGAAGGCCAGGGGACGCUUUGGCUGCGUCUGGAAGGCCCAGAUGAUGAACGAAUAUGUGGCUGUCAAGAUUUUCCCCAUCCAGAAUAAGGAGUCAUGGCAGAACGAAAGGGACGUGUUCCUUACUCCAGGUAUGAGGCAUGAGAACAUCCUGAGGUACAUCGCUGCAGAGAAACGAGGGAGUCACUUGGAGGCCGAGCUGUGGCUCAUCACCGAGUUCCAUGAGAGGGGCUCACUGUCAGAUUUCCUGAAGGGAAACAUUGUUAGCUGGUCCGAGCUGUGUCACAUAGCCAAGUCGAUGGCGUGCGGUCUGGCUUACCUUCACGAAGACAUCCCCCGACAAAAAGGAGAGGGACCCAAACCAGCCAUUGCCCACAGGGACUUCAAGAGUAAGAACAUAAUGCUGCGUUCAGACCUCACAGCAGUCAUCGGUGACUUUGGUCUUGCCGUUCGCUUCGAGCCAGGGGAGCCACCCGGAGAGACACAUGGACAGGUUGGAACGAGGCGUUACAUGGCUCCAGAAGUUUUAGAGGGAGCCAUCAACUUCCAGCGAGACGCCUUCCUCCGGAUUGACAUGUAUGCCAUGGGUCUGGUGCUGUGGGAGCUGGUGUCCCGCUGCAAGUCUGUGGACGGUCCAGUGGAUGAGUACAUGCUACCGUUUGAGGAGGAGGUCGGUCAACAUCCAUCAUUGGAGGACCUGCAAGAGGUCGUCGUCCACAAGAAGAUGAGGCCGGCCCUCAAAGACCUGUGGCUAAAACACAGCGGUCUGGCUCAGAUCUGUGAGACAGUGGAGGAGUGCUGGGAUCAUGAUGCUGAGGCUCGAUUAUCGGCUGGGUGUGUGGAGGAGAGGAUCUGUCAGGUCCGCCGCCUCACCACCACCAUCUCCCCGCCUUCCUCUGACCACCACGCCCUGCUGGUCUCCACGCUCCCACAUGUUCCCAUGGUAACCAAUGUGGACCUACCGCCCAAAGAGUCCAGUAUAUGAGGAGGAAGUAAGAAAAGAAAACAAACAAACUUGUUUUGGAGGCCUGACGUUACCGGUGAAGUUCGGUUCAACUUCCUGUGAAAACAACCGAAUCUCACACAAACACACACACACACACACACACACACACACACACACACACCAUCUUUUCUCAGUGGAAUUUUACAACCUGAACCAGAAACAUGGCGUGAAAGCAGCUGCUAUUUGAUCUCUUUGGACUUCUUUUCUUUGAUUCUCUCUACGUCCGUUUUGGACAAAAAUUACCAGCACACGUUCGCGUUUUUCUCAAGUUUUCCUCUUGGUCUUGAUUAAUUCGUGUUUUUUUUUUUUUGUUUUGUUAUUUUGUUUUUUUCACCAAAUGUGUGUGUGUGUGUGUGUGUGUGUGUGUGUGUGUGU
This is a messenger RNA of Epinephelus fuscoguttatus (brown-marbled grouper), 2379 nucleotides long. Its product is annotated as activin receptor type-2B-like. The transcript is spliced from 11 exons. Gene Ontology annotation, molecular function: activin receptor activity; ATP binding; activin binding. Gene Ontology annotation, biological process: cellular response to growth factor stimulus; activin receptor signaling pathway; protein phosphorylation. Gene Ontology annotation, cellular component: plasma membrane; activin receptor complex. NCBI's taxonomy places the organism in Eukaryota, Metazoa, Chordata, Actinopteri, Perciformes, Serranidae. The record is from RefSeq and is a predicted model, not a curated record. The coding region runs from base 424 to 1983 and encodes 519 amino acids.